Molecule: messenger RNA, 769 nt
Organism: Coccidioides posadasii C735 delta SOWgp
Lineage: Eukaryota; Fungi; Ascomycota; Eurotiomycetes; Onygenales; Onygenaceae
Gene: NOP16
Product: 66S preribosome component NOP16
Biological process (GO): ribosomal large subunit biogenesis
Cellular component (GO): nucleolus
Source: RefSeq, a predicted model, not a curated record
AUGGGUCGAAUUUUACAGAAAAAGAAGAAUCGCUCUUCGGCACCCAAAAUCAAAAUAAAGAGCGGAAAGUCGAAGAGUGGAAAGAAGAAGAUUAAUGUGCUGGGAAAUUCGAUCAUCGCGCAGAACUGGGAUAAAAAAUUAACGCUUGCUCAAAAUUAUCGUCGUCUUGGGCUUGCCACCCGUUUAAAUGCCCCGACCGGUGGUGUGGAAAAGGGAGUCUCAUCAGGCGCACUCAAUAACAUCAGUUCCUUAGCUACAAAAGGGAAAACAGCUGCGCAAAUACAACCCAGUGAAGCCCGGGUGGAGCGUGAUCCGGAAACUGGCAAGAUUCUCCGUAUAAUUCAACCCGAUCAAGAUGGAGACGAUGGGACAAUAGAGGUCGCGGGGCAUAAACGCCGAAGAACAAACCCCCUCGAUGAUCCCCUGAAUGAACUUUCGGACGUUGAGGACUCUACUCUACGUGACACGGGUGCCUCGACGGACGUUGUUUCUGCCCUGGAGCGGCAAGCUGCAGCUGAAGAAGAGAGAGUCAAGAAAAGAAAGCCCAGACAUCAGAGCAAACGGGAAGAGGAGUGGUUACAACGGCUGGUCGACAAAUACGGCGACGACGUUCCUGCGAUGGUGAGAGAUAGGAAACUUAAUCCGAUGCAGCAGACCGAAGGAGAUAUAAGAAGGAGGUUAAGAAAAUGGCAUGGAAAUAAAAAAUAAUGGCCUCGGUUACGUGCGCAUUUUGGGUGAAAUAUGGCGUUUACGGUGGACUUUGGAAUGG